CUCCAGCAAGCAGCAGCUGGAAACGGGGAAGAGGGAGCAGACACGAAGCGGGAGGUCAGCUGUACACCCAGGAAAAUAGAACUUCUACCCUCAGAGGAGUCAAAGAGGAGGCAGAACUAUGGCAGGAAAGCUCCGGAAGUCCCACAUCCCUGGAGUGAGCAUCUGGCAGCUGGUGGAGGAGAUCCCCGAAGGCUGCAGCACGCCGGACUUUGAGCAGAAGCCCGUCACCUUGGCUCUGCCAGAGGGGAAAAAUGCUAUCUUUCGGGCUGUGGUCUGUGGGGAGCCCAGGCCUGAGGUGCGUUGGCAGAACUCCAAAGGUGACCUCGGUGAUUCCAGCAAGUACAAGAUCUCCUCCAGCCCUGGCAGCAAGGAGCACGUGCUGCAGAUCAACAAGCUGACAGGCGAGGACACGGAUCUGUACCGCUGCACAGCAGUAAAUGUGUACGGAGAGGCCGCUUGCUCAGCGAGACUCACCGUCAUCGAAGUUGGCUUUCGGAAGAAUCGGAAGAGGCACAAGGAACCGCAGGAAGACCUCAGGAAUGAGCUGAUGGACUUCCGGAAGUUGCUGAAAAAGAGGGCCCCACCAGCCCCCAAGAAAAAGGUGGACCUUGAGCAGAUAUGGCAACUGCUGAUGACAGCAGACAGGAAGGACUACGAGCAGAUCUGCUUGAAGUACGGCAUCGUCGACUACCGUGGCAUGCUGCGCAGGCUGCAGGAGAUGAAGAAGGAACAGGAGGACAAGAUGGCACAGUACCUCAACGCCAUCUCCAGCUUAAGACACAUCAGGGUCACCAAAGAUGGGAUUGCAAAGUUUGACCUGGAGCUGGAUCUCAAGGAUUCUCAGAGCAAGAUUUACCUGUAUAAGGAUGGUGAGAUGAUCCCCUAUGGCUUCAACAACCAGACCAAGCACUGUCUGCGCCGGCUGGGGAAGCGCUAUGAGUUCCAGAUCCAAGAUCUGAGGCCUGAGGACGCUGGCAUUUACCAGGUCAAGGUGGAGGAUGCUGUGGUCUUCUCCACAGAACUGGAGGCCAGUGCCAUCCCCCCAAGAGUGGUGGUCCCACUGGCGGAGACCCACUGUGAGGAGCAGGGUGAUGCAGUCUUCGAAUGUACCCUCUCCAGUCCCUGCCCUAGUGCAGCCUGGCAUUUCCGGCACCGGCUACUCCACCCCAGUGACAAAUAUGAAGUGUUCGUGUCCCCCGACGGGCUGACUCACCAGCUGGUGGUGAGGGGGGUCCGUUUCUCAGACAUGGGCCCCUACUCGCUGGGCACUGGGCUCUAUACUUCCAGCGCCUGGCUGGUGGUUGAAGCUGGGAAGGAUAAAGACCUUCAGUCCACAAGUGCUGACCACCAACUGCAGAGGCAAAGAGCCCAGGCCUCAGGAGCAGAAGAGUCUGGGAGCAUCAACAGCCAGGGAGAGAAAUCCAGAGAGCAGAGCCCCAGGGAGGGCUCCCUUGAAGGGGCUGGGCUGGCUUCUGGGCUCCAGCACAUAGCCAGCCCAGACAGGGAUGGCCUUGGCAGACAUGGCUACUCCUUGAUGAGGGACAAAGGGGCAGCUGACUCAGCCUGGGGCCCUGGACAGAAGGGCGAGGGCUUUCUAGUAGCAGAGGGAAGCAGAGCCACUCUUCCCAGGGAAAAUCAAUCCCGUAGAGAGGGAGGCUGGGCCAGAAGCCUUGCAGAGAGGCCCCAUCUACAGGGAGAGAGCUCAGAAUCAGGGUUGGGCCUCCCAGAAAAACGACAGCAAGAUCGUGGCAGAGACAGCAAUGGUGAUGAAUGCUGGAGGACAGCAAGAGGCUGGGAAGCUGAGUCCAGUCUGCUUCAGUCUGGAGGACUGGGGAGCAGAAGGGAAGGAAAGGAGCACAGAGGGGACAGUGGAAGACAACUGGACAGGCACGCCCCAGAGCAACUGUGGGAUGCUCGACUGGGACCUGGGAGAGGAAAGAGCGACCUGCAGGGAUGCCAGUCUGAUCCUGUAGGGUCCUGGCCAAGAGGAAAGCAGAUAGAGAUUUCACAGGAUGACAGCCUGGCUGAGAUGGACAGAGGGGAUGCUCCAAGUAGGGAAAGGGGGAGAGGAAUAGAAGUGUGGGGUAGUGGGACUGGCCUGGGAGAAGCUGGAGACAGCAAUGGGGCAGGAGGUCCUGGCACCCUGGAGUUUACUGGAGGAAGAGGUUCUGGCUCCAAGGUAGGCAUGGACCCUGAAUCCUGGGGUUCUCAGGGAGGUAGAGAUACUGACUAUGGGGAAGCCAGGGGCUACUGGGGUUCAGGAGAGUUUCUAGGACAGACACCUGGAGGCAAGGACUUCCAGGAACCAUCAAUAUCAGGUGGUAGAAAAUUCCUUCUGGGAGAUGGGAGUCCUGAGAUCAAAGCUGAAGACUCACUGCAGGAGGCAGAUGGUCUAUGCCAGGGGGAGUCUGUAGUUGGAGGAAGUGCCUACAAAACUGGCCCUGGAGGCCCAGGAGACCCCAGAGGCUGCGAAGGUGGCCUACAGGAGCUCAGGGGAAGGGAUGGCCAGGAAACAGCUUGGGCCUCGGGUGAGGUACGGGAUGACUCCAGAAGCUUCCAGUCUUCCCAGGGCUGGACAGCAGGUCAAAGAGCAGCAGGGGGUGUUGGCGGAAUAGAAUCUAAGGGCACAAGUCCUUGGGAUGACACACCAUCUAGCCUCAGAAAAACUGGGGCCCACCAUGGGCCUGGAGUGCUGGGGUCCAGUGGAGGGCAAGAGGGUAUGGGUGGUAUCCGGGUGGCUGGACUGACGGAGUCUGGUCAGGGGGUGGAUGCCAGAAGCUGUGGGCUAACUAGGGCUCCAGGCCUGGGUGCUCAGGGAUCUGGGGGGACACUAGGAGAUAAGGAAGGAUUGAGAGGUCCUGGGUCAAUAGGGUCUGAACCAGAUUUCUGGAAUGGGUCAGGGAGUUCCAGAGUAAAAAGACCCAGAGGUGGGACAGGCUAUAAGGAUGGCUUGGAAGGUCCCGGGAAAAUGGAAUCUAGGUAUGAGGGUGGCCUAGGAUAUUCUAGGAGAAUAGGCCCUAAAAGCGGGGUUGGUUAUAGCUAUGGCUCAGGGGUUCCAGGAGAAAUGGGAUCCGGCCAUGGUGCUGGUUGUACAGUUUCCCCUAGGGCACCUGCAGAAAUGGAGUCUGAGGAAGGGGGUGCGUAUAGGCAUGGCUCUGGAGUGCCUGGGGGAGUGUGGUCUGGAAACGAAGAUUCUGGCCCUGCAGGAGGAGGGUCUGGGAGAGUUGCCAGUCUUAAGAAUGGCUCAGGUGGUCCUGAUGGAGCACCCACGGAUGACACCAGGAAUUGGGCCUCUGCAUGCCAGGGCGGCAUGGACCCUAGGGGAGGACACCAUUCAGAUGCCAGCUUAGGGAGUCCUGGGGUGACAGGGUCUGUGGGUAGAGGUGGUCUCAAGGCCCCUGGAGUAGUGGAGACUGCUGGGAUGGGAUGUGUGGAAGCAGAACCAGAGAGCUCUGGAAGAAUAAGGCCUUGGGGUCAGACUGGAAAUUAUGGGGGCUUCAGAGCCUUAGAGGCCCUGGGGGCCUUUGGAGAAGGAGGCUAUGAAGAUGGCUCUAGGGGUCCAGGAGCCAUGGGACCAGGGUCUCUGAGGGCAGGGAGCAAAGUGGGUGAGGGGGAUGGGACAAGAUGCCCUGGUGCUAGGGCCUCUGGAGCUGGAGCUGGUUAUAGGGAUGAUACCAGGCACCCUGAGUCACUCGCACCUCACACUGGGGCUGCUUCUGAGAGCCAGUGGGCUUAUGGGGCUGGCAAUGUGCUGGGUUAUGAGGAUGGAUCAGAACUUCCAGGGCCUCAGGGAACUGGGGUCAGAACAGCCUAUGGAGGAAGGUCAAGGGGCCUUGGGCCUAGGAGUACAGGGCCAGGGAGUGAGGCAGGCUUUAGAGAUGGUUCAGGAGGCCUCCAAGGAAUGGGAUCAGCAGAUGGGCCAGGUUGUAGGAAGGGUAUUGGGAGUUCUGGGGAAAUGGGGUCAGUGGAUAAGGAAGGUUAUAGGAAAGAUUUGGGGGCUCUUGAGAAUACGGGUUCGGGGAGCAAGGCAGAUUAUAUGGAUGGUGUAGGGGGUUCUGGGGCAAUGGGGUCAAUGGAUGAAGCAGGUUACAGGAAAGAUUUAGGGGCUCCUGAGGGAAUAAGUUCAGGGAGCAAGGCAGAUUAUAGGGGUGGUUUAAAGGGUUCCAGGGAAAUGGAGUCAAUGGAUGAAGCAGAUAAUAGGAAACAUUUGGGAGUUCCUGAGGGAAUGGGUGCAGGUUAUAGGGGUGGUUUAAGGGGUCCUGGGGAGAUGGGGUCAGUGGAUGAGUCAGGUCAUAGGAAUGGGAUUGGAGGUUAUGGGGAAAUGGGGUCAGGUUAUAGAGAGGAUUUGGGGGCUCCUGAGGGAAUGGGCACAGGGAGCAAGGCAGGUUACAGGGAUGGCUUAAGGGGUUCUGGAGAAAUGAGGUCAAUGGAUGAGGCAGGUUAUAGGAAAAAUUUGGGAGCUCCUGAGGGAAUGGAUUCAGGCAGCAAGGCAGGUUACAGGGGUGGUUUAAGGGGUUCUGGGGAAAUGGGGUUAAUUGAUGAGGCAGGCUGUAGGAAACAUUUGGGGGUUUCUGAGGGAGUGGGUUCAGGGAGCAAAGCAGGUUAUAGGGGUGGUUUAAGGGGUUCUGGAGAAAUGGGGUCAGUGGAUAAGGCAGGUUAUAGGAAGGAUUUGGGGACUCCUGAGGGAAUGGGUUCAGGGAGUAAGGCAGGUUUCAGGGAUGGUUUAGGGGGUUCUGAAGAAAUGGGGUCAGUGAAUAAGGCAGGUUAUAGGAAGAAUUUGGGGGCUCCUAAGGGAAUGGGUUCAGGGAGUAAGGCAAGUUUUAGGGAUGGUUUAGGGGGUUCUGGAGAAAUGGGGUCAGUGAAUGAAGCAGGUUAUAGGAAGGAUUUGGGGGCUCCUGAGGGAAUGGGUUCAGGGAGUAAGGCAGGUUUUAGGGAUGGUUUAGGGAGUUCUGGGGAAAUGGGGUCAAUGGAUGAGGCAGGUUAUAGGAAGGAUUUGGGGGCUCCUGAGGGAAUGGGUUCAGGGAGUAAGGCAGGUUUUAGGGAUGGUUUAGGGGGUUCUGGAGAAAUGAGGUCAGUGGAUGAGGCAGGUUGUAGGAAGGAUUUGGGGGCUCCUGAGGGAAUGGGUUCAGGGAGUAAGGCAGGUUUUAGGGAUGGUUUAGGGGGUUCUGGAGAUAUGGGGUCAGUGGAUGAGGCAGGUUAUAGGAAGGAUUUGGGGGCUCCUGAGGGAAUGGGUUCAGGGAGUAAGGCAGGUUUUAGGGAUGGUUUAGGGGGUUCUGGAGAAAUGGGGUCAGUGAAUAAGGCAGGUUAUAGGAAGGAUUUGGGGGCUCCUAAGGGAAUGGGUUCAGGGAGUAAGGCAGGUUUUAGGGAUGGUUUAGGGGGUGCUGGAGAAAUGGGGUCAGUGGAUGAGGCAGGUUGUAGGAAGGAUUUGGGGGCUCCUAAGGGAAUGGGUUCAGGGAGUAAGGCCGGUUUUAGGGAUGGUUUAGGGGGUUCUGGAGAAAUGGGGUCAGUGGAUGAAGCAGGUUACAGGAAGGAUUUGGGGGCUCCUGAGGGAAUGGGUUCAAGGAGUAAGGAAGGUUUUAGGGAUGGUUUAAGGGGUUCUGGAGAAAUAGGGUCAGUGGAUGAGGCAGGUUAUAGGAAGGAUCUGGGGGCUCCUGAGGGAAUGGGUUCAGCGAGUAAGGCAGGUUUCAGGGAUGGUUUAGGGGGUUCUGGGGAAAUGGGGUCAGUGAAUAAGGCAGUUUAUAGGAAGGAUUUGGGGGCUCUUAAGGGAAUGGGUUCAGGGAGUAAGGCAGGUUUUAGGGAUGGUUUAAGGGGUUCUGGAGAAAUGGGGUCAGUGAAUGAGGCAGGUUAUAGGAAGGAUUUGGGGGCUCCUGAGGGAAUGGGUUCAGGGAGUAAGGCAGGUUUUAGGGAUGGUUUAGGGAGUUCUGGGGAAAUGGGGUCAAUGGAUGAGGCAGGUUAUAGGAAGGAUUUGGGGGCUCCUGAGGGAAUGGGUUCAGGGAGUAAGGCAGGUUUUAGGGAUGGUUUAGGGGGUUCUGGAGAAAUGAGGUCAGUGGAUGAGGCAGGUUGUAGGAAGGAUUUGGGGGCUCCUGAGGGAAUGGGUUCAGGGAGUAAGGCAGGUUUUAGGGAUGGUUUAGGGGGUUCUGGAGAUAUGGGGUCAGUGGAUGAGGCAGGUUAUAGGAAGGAUCUGGGGGCUCCUGAGGGAAUGGGUUCAGGGAGUAAGGCAGGUUUUAGGGAUGGUUUAGGGGGUUCUGGAGAAAUGGGGUCAGUGAAUUAGGCAGGUUAUAGGAAGGAUUUGGGGGCUCCUCAGGGAAUGGGUUCAGGGAGUAAGGCAGGUUUUAGGGAUGGUUUAGGGGGUUCUGGAGAAAUGGGGUCAGUGGAUGAGGCAGGUUGUAGGAAGGAUUUGGGGGCUCCUAAGGGAAUGGGUUCAGGGAGUAAGGUUGGUUUUAGGGAUGGUUUAGGGGGUUCUGGAGAAAUGGGGUCAGUGGAUGAGGCAGGUUAUAGGAAGGAUUUGGGGGCUCCUGAGGGAAUGGGUUCAGGGAGUAAGGCAGGUUUCAGGGAUGGUUUAGGGGGUUCUGGAGAUAUGGGGUCAGUGGAUGAGGCAGGUUAUAGGAAGGAUCUGGGGGCUCCUGAGGGAAUGGGUUCAGGAGGAAUGGGUUCAGGGAGUAAGGCAGGUUUUAGGGAUGGUUUAGGGAGUUCUGGAGAAAUGGGGUCAGUGAAUGAGGCAGGUUAUAGGAAGGAUUUGGGGGCUCCUGAGGGAAUGGGUUCAGGGAGUAAGGAAGGUUUUAGGGAUGGUUUAAGGGGUUCUAGAGAAAUGGGGUCAGUGGAUGAGGCAGGUUAUAGGAAGGAUUUGGGGGCUCCUGAGGGAAUGGGUUCAGGGAGUAAGGCAGGUUUUAGGGAUGGUUUAGGGAGUUCUGGAGAAAUGGGGUCAGUGAAUGAGGCAGGUUAUAGGAAGGAUUUGGGGGCUCCUGAGGGAAUGGGUUCAGGGAGUAAGGCAGGUUUUAGGGAUGGCUUAGAGGGUUCUGGAGAAAUGGGGUCAGUGGAUGAGGCAGGUUAUAGGAAAGAUUUGGGGGCUCCUGAGGGAAUGGGUUCAGGGAAUAAGGCAGGUUUUAGGGAUGGUUUAGGGAUUUCUGGAGAAAUGGGGUCAGUGAAUGAGGCAGGUUAUAGGAAGGAUUUGGGGGCUCCUAAGGGAAUGGGUUCAGGGAGUAAGGCAGGUUUUAGGGAUGGUUUAGGGAGUUCUGGGGAAAUGGGGUCAAUGGAUGUGGCAGGUUAUAGGAAGGAUUUGGGAGCUCCUGAGGCAAUGGGUUCAGGGAGUUACACAGAUUACAGGAAUGGUUUAGGCGGUUCUGGAAAAAUCAGUUCAGGGGGUGAGGCAGGUUAUAAGAAUGUUUUAGGGGGUUCUGGGAGGAUUCCAUUAGGGAGCGAGGCAGGUUCUAGGGGUAGUUUGGGGGAUUCUGAGUACAUUUUGUCAUGGAAUGAGGCAGGUUCUAGGCAAGGCUUUGGGGAAACUAGUGGCAUGGGGUCAGGGAGUGAGGUCAGUUAUAGGGGAGGCUCAGGAGGAUCUGGGGAAAUGGGGCCAGAGGGUGAGAUGGGUUAUGGAGAUGGUUCAGGGAGGCUUGGAGUACCAGGCUCACCAGCUGGUAUAGGACAUGAGGCUGGACCCAGAGGCCAUAAAGCCACGGGGCACCGGUCAGGAUAUUGGGUAGCAUCAGAGGGUGGCACGAGCUCCAAGGAUGGUCCAGAGCGAGCCAGGGAUACAGGGCUUGUGGAUGGGGCAGGACCUGGGGUGGAACCUGGGAUGGCUAGAAUGUCAGGCACUCCAGGUGGCAUGGCACACAGAGACAGCCCCAGGGGCCCAGGGGUGCUGGGGUCUCAGGGAGGGCGACAGACUCUUUCAGAUGAGCGAGGCUCCACCAAAGAUCUUGGGGGCUAUGGAACUUCAGGGAUCCCUGAGGCCUCGGAGGCUGCUGGUGCCAAGGGAAAACCAGAUGUCAAAGAAUGGCAAGAUAGUUCUGGGACUCCAGGGUCUUCUAGAGACAGAGGGGCUCCCAGGGUGAAGGAUAGGUCUCCAGACCAAGCAGGGAUUAUGGGGGCUUCUGGGUUUCUUGAUGGCAAGGGGGCAGUGGAAGGUGAGACCUGGGCAGGAAUGGCUGCUCUAGGGUCUGGACAUGAACAGGACAUCUGGAAAGCAGGCCCAGGAAUGACAGACAGCGGUAGAGUUGCUGGCCAGGGGGCGUUGGCAUCUCAGGGAAGUGGGGACUCACUUUUGGGAAGCAGAAGGAUAGGCUCAGGGAGUUCAGCGGGGACAGGCCAGGAUCUGGACGGCAGCUCUAUGCCUGGGGGAAGGGGCAAGUCAACAUCAGGGCCUGCUGAUGGACAAGGGAUGAGCAAUGCUUGGGCUCCUGAUUGGGAAAACCAGGGGUUUAGCCGAGGCAGCAUAGGUGCUGGGAAGCAGCCCACAGGCUCCAGAGCUUCUGGUUCUCUGCAGGAGAAAGAUGCCGCUUUUAGUGGGACCCAUGAAGGACCACGGGGCUUUAAGGGCGGGGAGGGUGCACCAGGCAAAGAGGCAGCUGGUGGAUGCCGAAGCCCAUGGUCCCAGGAUAGCAAAGGUUCAAGUCCUGGAAGGGGCAGUUCUGGUGGUGCAGAGGACUCAGGUAUCCUGGGCAAGGGGAAUUCUACUGAGUGGGGGAAUGCUCUCACUCCAAAGCCUGGCGAGUUGGGACCUCAGGGAGCCUGGAAAGGCUUAGAUGGUCCCUUUGGCAGAAAAGCCUCUAGAGAUAGGUCAGGAGGGACCCAGGACCUAAGCUCUCAGCUAGGCAAGGGACAGAGAGGAGGAAAGAGGUCCUUCGGGGAGCAGGGGUCCCUGGAAGCUGAGAAUGGUGAGGUCCAGGGUCCUGGGGCCCUAAAGGAGGAUGAAGGGCAGGGAGUGGAAGAGGCUGGGAGGUCAGGCAGGAGGCCUGGCUCACUCAGGAGCAGGUCUCAGGCACAGUCAGGGGCUGAGGUUGGAGGAGGAAAGAGAAGGGGAGCAGAUGAGGCUGGAAGCAUGGAGUGGCAGCCUAUGGGGGAGAACUGGGGGUGCCUGGAGGAGAUGCUGAAUGAAGAUCAGAGCUGGGAGCCCCCUGGUCACCUUGGUAGCAGGAGAGGUGGCAAAGACAGCAGGUUGGACAUCUAUGGAGAGAGGGGAGAUGCUACCCGGAGUUCCACAUCCAGAUACAAGCCUGGCACUGGCAGUUUCUCCAAGGAUGCCCGAGGCCCCAUGGGCCACUUCUCCCAGGGCCUGGCUGACAUUGAGGUGCAUCAGGGGGAGGCUGCCACACUCUCCUGUACCCUCACCAGUGACCUGGGACCUGGCACCUGGUUUAAGGAUGGCGUCAAGCUCACCGCCCAGGAUGGAGUCAUCUUUAAGCAAGAUGGUCUCAUGCACAGCCUCUUCAUCACGCAUGUGCAGGGGACCCAAGCCGGGAGGUACACCUUUGUAGCCGGUGACCAGCAGAGCGAGGCCACCCUGACUGUCCAGGAUUCCCCUACUAUUGCUCCAGAUGUGACAGAGAAACUGAGAGAGCCACUGGUGGUCAAGGCUGGGAAGCCGGUGACAGUGAAGAUCCCCUUCCAGAGCCACCUCCCCAUUCAGGCUGCCUGGAGGAAGGAUGGGGCUGAGGUGGUGGGCAGUGGUGAUAGGGAGGCCCAGGUGGACCUGGGGGAUGGCUACACGCGGCUGUGCCUCCCCAGUGCAGGCAGGAAGGACUGUGGCCAGUACAGCGUGACACUGAGGAGCGAGGGAGGCUCUGUGCAGGCCAAGCUCACUCUGCAAGUCAUAGACAAGCCUGAUCCCCCACAAGGCCCCAUGGAGGUUCAGGAUUGCCAUAGGGCUGGCGUCCGCCUCCGCUGGCGGCCCCCAAGGGAUGAUGGGGGCCGGACUGUAGAGCGCUACGUGGUGGAGAGACGGCAGGCUGGCAGAAGCACUUGGCUGAAGGUGGGCGAGGCCCCCGCUGACAGCACCACCUUCACGGAUCCCCACGUGGAGCCAGGCAGGAAGUAUGCCUUCCGAGUGCGGGCUGUGACCUCAGAGGGGGCUGGCGAGGCCCUGGAGUCUGAGGAGACAUUGGUGGCUCCUGAGGCUCUCCCCAAGGCCCCUUCCGCGCCAGCCAUCCUGUCGGCCUCCAGCCAGGGCAUCACACUGACAUGGACAGCACCUCGGGGCCCUGGCAGCGCCCACAUCCUGGGCUACCUGAUCGAGAGGCGUAAGAAGGGGAGCAACACGUGGACAGCAGUGAACGACCAGCCGGUGCCUGAGAGGAAGUGGACGGUGGCGGAUGUGCGGCAGGGCUGUCAGUAUGAGUUCCGGGUCACAGCUGUGGCUCCCUCAGGCCCCGGAGAGCCUGGACCCCCAUCGGAUGCCGUCUUUGCUCGGGACCCCAUGAGACCCCCUGGGCUGGUGAGGAAUCUCCAAGUCACAGACACAUCGAACACCAGCAUCACUCUGAGCUGGGCUGGGCCAGACACCCAGGACGGGGAUGAAGCCCAGGGGUAUGUGGUGGAGCUGUGCAGCUCAGACAGUCUCCAGUGGCUCCCGUGCCAUGCAGGCACCGUGCCAGUCACCACCUACACGGCCAAGGGGCUUCGGCCUGGAGAGGGCUACUUCGUGCGGGUGACAGCAGUUAAUGAAGGAGGCCAGAGCCAGCCCACUGCCCUGGACACAUUAGUGCAAGCCAUGCCUGUUACUGUCUGUCCCAAGUUCCUCGUGGACUCCAGCACCAAGGACUUGCUGAUGGUCAAGGUCGGGGACACUGUUCGUGUGCCCGUCUCCUUUGAAGCCAUGCCCAUGCCUGAGGUGACCUGGCUGAAGGAUGGCUUGCCCUUGCCCAAAAGAAGUGUGACCAUUACUAAGGAUGGCCUCACCCAGCUUCUGAUCCCUGUGGCUGGACUCUCAGACAGUGGUCUCUACACUGUGGUGCUGAGGACCCUGCAGGGGAAGGAGGUUGCCCACAGCUUCCGUAUCAGGGUGGCAGCAUGUCCGCAGGCGCCUGGGCCCAUCCACCUUCAGGAGAACGUGCCUGGGACGGUGACCGCCGAGUGGGAACCCUCUCCUGACGAGGCCCGGGAUGUCCCGCUGCACUACGCGGUGUUCACACGCUCCUCAGCGCACGGCCCCUGGCGCGAGGCAGCCGACCGCAUCCACACCAACCACUUCACCCUCCUGGGCAUCCUCCCUGGCCACGAGUACCACUUCAGGGUGGUGGCCAAGAAUGAGCUGGGGGCCAGCAAACCCUCGGACACCAGCCAGCCCUGGUGCAUCCCCCGGCAGCGCAACAGGUUCACAGUGAAGUCUCCGAGCUACAGGGAGCCCGACCUGAGCCAGAAGCCCCGGUUCCUGGUGGGCCUGCGGUCCCACCUGCUGCCCCAGGGCUGCGAGUGCUGCAUGAGCUGUGCCGUGCAGGGCUCGCCCCGGCCCCACGUCACCUGGUUCAAGAACGACCGGAGCCUGGAAGGAAACCCUGCGGUGUACAGCACCGACCUGCUGGGCGUGUGCUCCCUCACCAUCCCCAGCGUAUCCCCGAAGGACAGCGGGGAGUACAAGGCUGUGGCUGAGAACACGCUGGGCCAGGCAGUCAGCACUGCCACCCUCAUUGUCAUAGAACCCAGCCCCUAGCUUCACCUCACCCUGGGAUGGUCCUGGACCCUUGAAGCUUCACUUCCGACACCUGCACUGGCCCAGGAAGCCAAUCCCAAGGAUGGAGGCUGUGCCCAGAGCCCCAGGAAAAUGGGAGUGAGAAGAUGCCUGGCAAGGUUUUGGCCAGGAAGACAUGAAGUCCUUGCGGAAGAAAAACAAGGGAGGAGGGCAUUCCACCGCCUGGCUCCAAGCUAAGUCGCUCAACGGAAUGACAGCGAACCUCCUGGACCCUCACCUUAUUGGUUUCUUUCUUCUUCGCUUUAGGAGAUCCAGAGGGCACUUGCCUGCAGGAUGGGCCGGCUCCUUAUUUUCCUGGGCUGAGCCCUUUGGAGGGAGGGUGGGCACAGCUGGGCCUGCUGUGACCACUGGGAGGGAAGAGAAGAGGAGGUCAGAGGACCUGGGUGAGGACUAGGGCAUCGAGGGCAUGUGUGUGGGUGGGGGCAGCCUCCACUUCCUGGAUUCAAGAGAUUCCAGGGGUGCAGUAUGUGCUUUCUGUACGUUUUCUUCAUUAAAACAUUAGGCUAAUACGGGCA
This is a messenger RNA of Nomascus leucogenys (northern white-cheeked gibbon), 12198 nucleotides long. Lineage: Eukaryota; Metazoa; Chordata; Mammalia; Primates; Hylobatidae. The record is from RefSeq and is a predicted model, not a curated record.